Messenger RNA from Lotus japonicus, 1709 nucleotides. RefSeq lists its product as uncharacterized. NCBI's taxonomy places the organism in Eukaryota, Viridiplantae, Streptophyta, Magnoliopsida, Fabales, Fabaceae. The record is from RefSeq and is a predicted model, not a curated record. The coding region runs from base 346 to 1536 and encodes 396 amino acids. The transcript is spliced from 15 exons.
CAAACUUUUAUGUACCCUACCCUGUAUCCAUCUGCUCCAAGAAGAUUGUUGUUCCUCUAAAACCAAAACAAACGAGAUUUCAUUGGACAGUUGUGUUUUUUAGUCAUCACUGUCCUUCGAUAAAACCCUUGUUCACUUCUCUCUGUUUCUCACGUUUGUUAAUCUGCACUCAAUCACUUCAACCCUCAGAUUCCAGUGCCAGAUCUUGCUGCGCGCUGUUUCAGGGUUUAUUUUCUUAUAACAAAGCAUAUUUGCAUCAUAUGUGGAGGAUAUGUGCUACUAAAUAGUGAAGAAUAGAUCCUGUGUAUAGUUUUAUGAGCGCACAAUCAGAAAAGCUUGGAUAUAAUGGGGAUUGGUACUCGCAGCUCUACUAAUAGAAAACCAAGUGACAGUAUGAGGCUGGUUGUUACAACUUUUGUUGGAAUAGUUUUUGGCUUCUUUAUUGGAAUAUCAUUUCCAGCAUUAACUACAAAGUUAAAUCUCCCAUCUAGCCUGGCACCCUCCGUCGAUGUCUCUUACAUUGAAGACAAAGAUGAUUCUGGCCAUGAACAAUCUUUUAUGAAGAACAAUAGCAACUCAUCACAAUAUCCGUUAUUAAAUGAUACGUUGAAGAUUUGGAUUCCAUCAAAUCCAAGAGGCGCAGAAAGAUUACCUCCUGCAAUAAUUCAUGCUGAGUCAGACUUUUAUUUGCGAAGAUUAUGGGGUCUGCCCAGUGGGGAUUUAACCUCAAAGCCCAAGUACCUUGUGACCUUCACAGUCGGUUACAAUCAGAAAUAUAAUAUUGAUGCAGCUGUGAAAAAGUUUUCAGAAAAUUUCACAAUACUUUUAUUUCAUUAUGAUGGUCGAACAACUGAAUGGGAUGAGUUUGAGUGGUCAAAGCAGGCUAUUCAUGUGAGUGUUCACAAACAGACCAAAUGGUGGUAUGCAAAGAGGUUUUUGCAUCCUGACACUGUUGCACCAUAUGACUAUAUUUUUAUAUGGGACGAAGACCUGGGUGUUGAGCAUUUCAAUGCAGAGGAAUACUUAAAACUGGUGAGGAAGCAUGGGUUGGAGAUUUCACAGCCUGGUUUGGAACCUAAUAGAGGGUUGACAUGGCAAAUGACAAAGCGAAGAGGUGAUCGAGAAGUUCACAAAGAAACAGAGGAGAAACCAGGAUGGUGCAGUGACCCUCAUCUGCCUCCUUGUGCAGCGUUUGUUGAGAUUAUGGCUCCGGUGUUUUCGCGAGAUGCAUGGCGUUGUGUGUGGCAUAUGAUUCAGAAUGACCUGGUUCAUGGGUGGGGUCUUGACUUCGCACUUAGAAAAUGUGUUGAGCCGGCCCAUGAGAAGAUUGGAGUUGUUGAUUCUCAGUGGAUUAUUCAUCAAGGCAUUCCCUCACUAGGGAAUCAGGGAGAAGCAGAAUUUGGAAAAGAGCCAUGGCAGGGGGUAAGGGAGAGGUGUAGAAAGGAGUGGACCAUGUUCCAGAGUAGGAUGGCGAAUGCAGAAAGCGAUUAUUACAAGGCUGUGGGAAUUGAUUUGUUUAAUUCGACUACUCCAUAGGGAACAACUCAUAUUUUCAGUCCAUAUAGUAUUGUUUUGUGACACUAGUCACUUGCAAUCACUGUCUAGAUUCUAGAGUCUUAGCUAAGGGCAAAACAUAACAAUUCAAUGUAGAAUUCCAGUACUGAACGUUAGAAAAUUAAAUUAAGGUAAAUAAUACUUGUGUUGCAUGA